ACUGCCAUAACCUUAAAAAGGUUUGAAAUUAUUAAAAUAAUUAAUUAUGAGUUUGUUAGAAAAUCAAGUCUAUAAUAGCAGUUUUUUAAAAAGAAAAAUAAAAUUCUCAAAAAUUGAAACCAGUACUGUGCAUAUCAUCGGUAAAAAAUGUGAAGUCGACAAAGUGAAACAGCAUUCUAAUAAUAACAGUUUUUGCAGUCCCUAUAAUUGUUUUUUGACUAAACAUUUAAGUGGAUUUUCCAAAUUGAAAACGAUCGUUUCAUUAACUCUUUGUGGAUGUAACUUAAAUACAUUGCCGUGUUGUUUGAGCAAAUUUAACAUAAAGGAACUUAACCUAUCGCAUAAUAAUUUCUUUGAAGUGCCAGAAACAUUAAUCAACUGUAGAAAGCUGGAAAAAUUAGACUUGUCUUGGAAUAAGUUACAGAAAUUUGACGAGCCAGCAUUUGUUCAAAGAUUAUGUUGUUUAAAUUUAGAACACAAUGAUAUGAAAGACAUACCCGAGUGGAUUCUAAAUGUAAGGAGCUUCAAUUUAGAAGAACUUUACUACAGUUUCAAUAAAGUACAAGAUUUCUCAAGUGCAAAUUUUCAUAAAAUUAGUCAUUAUGAAUUGAAAAUACUUGAUUUGCAAAACUGUUACUUAAUUGAUGAUGACAUUAAGUUUUUGAAAUCAGUUAGAACUUUAAAGAGCCUUAAUAUUAGCAAUAAUAGAGAUAGUAUUAAUUUAAAUAGAUUCACCAAAUGUGAUGCAUUGUUCAAUAAACCAUUAUGGUGUAAUACCUUAACGGUUCUUAGACUACGCCAACUACAAUUAUCAAUGCUACCUGUGGAAAUUAAUUCUCUCGCUUCUUUGGAAGAGUUAGAAAUUUCUGAAAAUUGUUUAAUGUGGUUACCGGAACACUUAUGUGAUUUAAAAAAAUUAAAAUCGUUGGAUGUGUCAAAUAAUCGUCUUGUAGGACUUCCAAAGAACUUUACAAAAUUAAGAAGUUUACAAACUUUAAAAGCUGCUCACAAUCAGAUAACUACAUUAUACAAUUUACAUUUAUUAACUAAUCUUGGUUAUAUAGAUUUGUAUCAUAAUGAACUAGACAUCUUUAGUGAAGUAAAUACAAAUUCAUUGAAGUAUAUAGAUUUAGAAGUUAAUUGUUUUUCUACUAAAGACAUGGUGUAUCUUAGUUUAUACGAGUACGAAAGUAAAAAAACGGCAUUAAGAAAUUUACUCUUCGAAAACAGAACUGAUGGCCCCAAAGCAGUUGGCAACUGUACUGAAGACGACGCUAGUUUAUCCGAAUAUAGUGAUUCGUCUAGCGACAUAGUUUAUGAAGAUACACAUUGUACAAGUAGUAAUCAUUACAACGAAGUAGAUAACUGGGAUGACGAAAAAUCUGUUUACUCCGAUAACGGAUGUACAGAAUCUGAUAACGAAUGGAAAGGCUCUGAUACCAGUAAUUUUAAAACAAGAAACAUAAUUACCUUCAAAAAAUGGCCGUCCUACUUGUUUGAAGAUGCGAUAGAAUAAUUUUAAUUUACUGAUCAAAUGUUAUCAGCACGCAUUACAGUUACAUUAAUAAGUUUUAUUUUGACAGCAUUUUUUAUGUAUUUUAAAUUUAGCGCCGUUUGUAUUAAUUUUCUAAAAAAUAUAUUGCAAUUUUAUUUUAAAAGAAAUGCAAGUUUUGUUAAUACCUUAUUUCUAAUAAAGUUAUAUUCCGAUAAUCAUAUAAUCUUUCCU
Agrilus planipennis (emerald ash borer) is the source of this 1726-nucleotide messenger RNA. Its product is annotated as malignant fibrous histiocytoma-amplified sequence 1 homolog. The record is from RefSeq and is a predicted model, not a curated record. Lineage: Eukaryota; Metazoa; Arthropoda; Insecta; Coleoptera; Buprestidae. Gene Ontology annotation, cellular component: plasma membrane. Gene Ontology annotation, molecular function: protein binding. The transcript has a single exon. Bases 47 to 1516 code for a protein of 489 amino acids.